Molecule: messenger RNA, 393 nt
Organism: Metarhizium robertsii ARSEF 23
Lineage: Eukaryota; Fungi; Ascomycota; Sordariomycetes; Hypocreales; Clavicipitaceae
Exons: 1
Coding region: 1-393 (130 amino acids)
Source: RefSeq, a predicted model, not a curated record
AUGCCUAGCUCCGAACAGUAUACACAGGAGCGCACCUUUGCGAUGCGCGAGGAACUCAAAUCAUACUACUUUUCCAAGUCGCAGGAACAUGAUCAUCGUGGUGAAGAGCUCACAGAGGAAGGGAAACUCGAGGGAUACCAGGCUCUAUGCCGUGAGGUCCGUAUACCUCCAAGCCACUCCAUGUCAGAAUGCAAGAAGCAUUUGAAGAACCCGCUUGUCAACAUCGUGGACCUGAUCGACGCGCGACGGAGGUCCAAGGAGGUCAAGGUGUGGCAUGAUUUUGAAGCCUUCCGCGACUACACCCUGAAGGACGAACAUAGGAUCGACAUGGGCGAGGCGAAGAAAGACGGAGGAUACCUGGCCUCUCUGUUGCAGUACCUUGGACACCGGUGA